AGAGAGAGAGAGAGUGACAAAUUAGAUGAUUUCAUCAAAAUUCAACCUCCUCUACCUAUUUCCAUUACCAUUGACGUGCGAUCACGUACGUUUUUAUUUAUUUAUUUAUUAAUUACUUUGUUUCCACUUUCAUUUCUUCUUCUUCCUAAUAUUCCCAAAAUAAUAUCUUUUUUUCUUUUUCUUUUUUGAGUAUUUAUUUUUUUCUCCCAAAAGUCUCUCUCAACCUUGUUAUCUACCUAGUGGUUGUAUACCCAAAUCGAAAACCUCGAUAAUUCUUCUAGCUAUGGCUGAGAAGGUUACUGUUAUGGUGCUGAAGGUUGAUCUUCAGUGUCCUUGCUGCUACAAGAAGGUCAAGAAAAUCCUCUGCAAAUUUCCUCAAAUUCGAGACCAGGUGUACGAUGAAAAAGCAAACACGGUCACGAUCACGGUGGUGUGCUGCAGCCCUGAGAAAAUUCGAGACAAGUUGUGCCGCAAAGGCUCCAAAGUUAUCAAAAGCAUUGAAAUCAAAGACCCACCCAAGCCCAAACAACCCGAAAAGCCCAAAGAGCCCGAAAAACCCAAACAACCCGAAAAACCCAAAGAGCCCGAAAAGCCCAAAGAGCCCGAAAAGCCCAAAGAGCCCGAAAAGCCCAAAGUUGUGAUCGAAAAGCCUAAGGAACCCGAAAAGACUAACGUGGUUGUACUUGAGAAACCAAAGGAGCCGGAAAAGCCCAAGGAAGCUCCGAAACCCGAUCCGCCAAAAAACCCUGCACCUGCACCAGCCCCGGCCCCGGCCCCGAAUCCACCUCCACCGGUGAUGGUGCAACCGUAUCCGGUGAGGACAUGUUGCGGGGAGUGCUACCAAGGUUACGGUGGGGGCCCAUGUUACCACGGGUAUGGGGUCCCACCGCCGCCGCAGCCGUGUUACGACGGGUACUACGGGUAUGGCGGCUACGGCCAGAACAGGAGUUGCCACGUCAUCAGAUCGUGUGAUUACUACUUUAGUGAAGAGAACCCUCAAUCUUGCACCGUCAUGUGAUGAUUAUACAAUUGAUUAUGGUGAUUAACCAUGAUUACAUAAUCAUGCUACAUGGUUUUGGUAUUGGUGAGAAGUUCUUUUUGAUGUAUACGAUGUAAAAAAGGGAGGGAAAAUAUAGUAGGAUUAAAGUGUAUUAAAAAAAAUUAAAAUGAAGUUACUAUUGUUAACUUGUGGGAUAUAUAUUUUAUGGUGUGACACCAUUUGUGAUUAAUAAAAGUGGGCAUCAAAAGAUUUGAUGGAUUUUUCAUUCUU
Messenger RNA from Erythranthe guttata (spotted monkey flower), 1270 nucleotides. RefSeq lists its product as uncharacterized. Lineage: Eukaryota; Viridiplantae; Streptophyta; Magnoliopsida; Lamiales; Phrymaceae. The record is from RefSeq and is a predicted model, not a curated record. Gene Ontology annotation, molecular function: metal ion binding.